This is a messenger RNA of Adineta ricciae, 672 nucleotides long. The record is from the annotation of a GenBank genome assembly. NCBI's taxonomy places the organism in Eukaryota, Metazoa, Rotifera, Eurotatoria, Adinetida, Adinetidae.
AUGUCAAUGUUAAAAGGCAGAGCUAUUGGCCCACGUUUUGAUUUCGAGGAAGAACAACGACAGGUACAAGAAAUUGUACGGAAGAAAAAUUUCUUUCUUCAUUUGGCAUAUACAAAAGAAAAACAGUUGAUUCUUCCUUUUUCACGUCGAUCCAUUGGUUUAGUAUUGGAUCAAUUAAUCGAUGAACAUGAUCCAACUUUGGUUAUUCGUUGUGCUCAGAUUGAUCUUCGAGUUGACUUUAGUGAUCGUUAUCCACACAAAAAGAUCAUCCGACUCAUCGACGAGAGAAUGGAAACCAUACAUGAUGUACGCCGAUAUUUAAGACUGAAGACAAAUACAUACGGUGCUUGUGUUGGGCUUUCACCGACAGAGAAACGUCGAGAACGACGAAGACGGCAACGUCAACGACAACGUCAACGACAUCUUCAAGAGGAAGACAACUCGGCGCUGCGGUCCAUUUUGAAAGAGCAUGCUUUUCUUCGUGAGAAAAGUUAUCAACAACAAAUCGUUCUCGAUGAAUUAAAAGAAAAGGUAGAGCAAUUGUAUGCUUUACCUGGGAAAAUUUACGACCAUCUCGACCAAAUUGCUUCUGGUUUUGGUGCUAUUCAAAACCGACUUGGAGAAAUUCAUCUCGAACGUCCUGAGGGAGGUCUACGGUAUCGAGGACUCUGA